UGUCCUGCCCGAAACCUGCGUCGUAAGAGCGGAAGUACGGCCGGAAGCCGGCCACGGAGCUGAGUGGCCGGGGCGACUCUGCCGGGAGGUGGCAGGAAAGGCUCGGAAUAGCUGCCGGAGGUGACGGAGCAGCGGCCCCGCCCGGUGCGCUGGAAGACGAAGCGUCCAGGCCGCGGCCCGCAGAAUCUGACUCAGGCUCCAGCCAUCCUGAGCCCAGGUCCCUCCAGAUCAGUGAAGCCAUGAGUGCAGAGGUGAAGUUGACAGGGCAGAACCAGGAGCAAUUUCUGCUCCUGGCGAAGUCGGCCAAGGGCGCAGCACUGGCCACACUCAUCCACCAGGUGCUGGAGGCCCCUGGUGUCUACGUGUUUGGGGAACUGCUGGAUAUGCCCAAUGUUAGAGAGCUGGCUGAGAGCGACUUCGCUUCCACGUUCCGGCUGCUCACAGUGUUUGCGUACGGGACAUAUGCUGACUACUUAGCUGAAGCUCGGAAUCUUCCCCCACUCACGGAGGCCCAGAAAAAUAAGCUUCGACAUCUGUCAGUUGUCACCCUGGCUGCCAAAGUCAAGUGCAUCCCAUAUGCAGUGUUGCUGGAGGCCCUGGCCCUGCGUAAUGUGCGGCAGCUGGAAGAUCUUGUGAUAGAGGCCGUGUAUGCCGACGUGCUUCGCGGCUCCCUGGACCAGCGCAAUCAGCGGCUGGAGGUGGACUACAGCAUUGGGCGGGACAUCCAGCGCCAGGACCUCAGUGCCAUUGCUCGAACCCUGCAGGAAUGGUGUGUGGGCUGUGAGGUUGUGCUGUCAGGCAUUGAGGAGCAAGUGAGCCGUGCCAACCAGCACAAGGAGCAGCAGCUGGGCCUGAAGCAGCAGAUUGAGAGUGAGGUUGCCAACCUUAAAAAAACCAUUAAAGUUACAACGGCAGCAGCAGCUGCGGCCACGUCUCAGGACCCUGAGCAACACCUGACUGAACUGAGGGAACCAGCUGCUGGCACUAACCAGCGCCAGCCCAGCAAGAAAGCCUCAAAGGGCAAGGGGCUCCGAGGGAGUGCCAAGAUUUGGUCCAAGUCGAAUUGAAGGGACUGUCGUUUCUUCCCUGGGGAUUUGGGGUCCCAGCUGUCUGCCUGCCCCUUAGGAGUCCUCAGAGAGCCUUCCUGUGCCCCUGGCCAGCUGAUAAUCCUAGGUUCAUGAUCCUUCACCUCCCCCAUCCCCAAGCAUAGAUCACACCUUCUUUAGGGAGGAGGCAAGCACAGGUCAUGUUUUUGUUGGUACUUUUUGUUUUAUGUGGCUUUCUUACGUGUUCCACUGCUCCUCCUCUCUGCCAUGCUUUCUCCCCCAUUUCUUUAAGAGCUCAGCAUCUGUCCCUGUACAUUACAUCUGUCAUUGAGUAGGUGGGUAGUCCUGAUGGAGGUUACUCUGUCUCCCGCAUAACCUAUGGGUUUUCCUUCUCCUACUGCUUGUCUCUGCAUGCAUAAUCCACAUUUCCUGCUUCCUACCCCCCACCUUUUGUGUGGCGUCUAAAGAGCCAUAGGGUCCCAACCUUUAUUCCCACCCUGAGAGUUAUAAGAGCCAGUCUGCCAUUCUAGGAGUCACUGGACACUUUCAUCCUAGAAUCCUGUCACACUAUAGCUGUUUUCUUUCCUCUCUCUUCCCCUUGGGUUCUGGGAAUGCUGCUCCUUCAAUGACCCCAGAGCCUAAGAAGGGAAACUAUUUCUUAGAUGUUGAGAGAUGGUUCUUUCUUGGCCUUGACCAUCUUUGGAAGCCUGAAGGCAAUCCUGGAAGGAUUUAUAUCUCCUUUUGUGAGUUUGGUAGGGAAGGG
Messenger RNA from Galeopterus variegatus (Sunda flying lemur), 1809 nucleotides. RefSeq names its product COP9 signalosome subunit 7A (gene COPS7A). NCBI's taxonomy places the organism in Eukaryota, Metazoa, Chordata, Mammalia, Dermoptera, Cynocephalidae. Gene Ontology annotation, cellular component: COP9 signalosome. The transcript is spliced from 8 exons. Gene Ontology annotation, biological process: COP9 signalosome assembly. The record is from RefSeq and is a predicted model, not a curated record. The coding region runs from base 240 to 1067 and encodes 275 amino acids.